Molecule: messenger RNA, 2786 nt
Organism: Ziziphus jujuba (common jujube)
Lineage: Eukaryota; Viridiplantae; Streptophyta; Magnoliopsida; Rosales; Rhamnaceae
Exons: 10
Coding region: 438-2486 (682 amino acids)
Cellular component (GO): mitochondrial inner membrane
Molecular function (GO): S-adenosyl-L-methionine transmembrane transporter activity
Source: RefSeq, a predicted model, not a curated record
UCAAGAAAAUCAUAUACCAGUUUACCAAACAACAAAUAAUUGAAUAAGGUCAAAUCUAUACGGUACAACCCGCCGCACCAGAAAAUUCGUAGUAGUUUCCGGUUCUUCCACACCGACGAGCACUUUUCAUAAUGUGCGCCUUCCGACGAAGAAAAAACAAAUCAUAUAAUUUGAAAUUAUGCUCCGUACAAUUCUCUAUUUAAACCCACCCUCCUUAAACCCUAAUUUUCCCACGAAUUUUCUCGGGAAAAUGAAUCUUACACUGAUUUUGGCUCCACAUAAAUCCCUUUCUUCAGCUCCUUGUGUGGUUACUCUGUUGCUACUCAAUCUGUAUAACAGAAAAAGUUGAUAGACAGGAAAAGCAAGGAAUUGAAUGUUACUGUUCUUACAUGUUACUCUACUGCGAUCAGGUUUUUCAAGGAAGUUCUUAAAAUAUUAUGGCUGCUCGCAAUAAACCACUUAGACGUGAUCCACCUUUAAUCAAAUGCAGGUGGACCAAAGCUCAGACAUCACCUGAGCUUGCUAGUUUUGUUCGUGAGGAUUAUGCCAUCACCAUUUCUGAUAAUAAUGAUAAGCAAUGCAGCAAAGCAUCUCAACCCAAGACUCCUGGGAUAAUGAGCACUGCUCAGCUGAUCUCAGUGGUUUCCAAUAUAUGGGAUUCUGCAAGUGGUCCUUUGGCUUUUUUCCAACCAAAGGCAAAUUUGAAACACAAGGACUGCAGCAGUCAGGAAGAAGUUAUCUUUGGUACUUUGGGUGGGGAAGAGCAUGGCGAGGUACCUAAUUCAGCUAAGAGUGACUACUUUUGUGUUGAUUUAGAGAGUGCUGGUCAGUUUUCAUCCAUACAAUCAGAUCUGGAUUAUCUGAAAGUAAUCCAGAAGAUGUCAGCUUUUGAAACUUCUUGUAAAAAUAAUAAACAUUCGUCAUUUUGGAGGUUGCUAAAGGGCAAAGAGAACAACAAUGAAUCUUGGAGGGGAAAGGGGAUUUCAAGUGUAGAAAUCUCAUAUGAAUUGGAAAAUGUAUAUGGAUGGGUUAAGCAAAUAAUUCAUGCUCGCUUAAGAUAUCCAAAAAAAGUUAUUGAGGUAGGCAACAGAAGUAAAGAAAACUGUAUUUCAAGAGAUAACGUUAGUCUGGUUGAGGGCAUAAUGGGAGAAAGUACCAGUCCUCCAAAUAAUCUGACCACUGCUAAUGCUGACUAUAAUUCAAAUAUAUCCAAACCCUACAAUUCAUCAUCAUAUUUUGCUGCAGGACUGGAGAGCAAUGCAAGAUACUCUCUGAAUUCAGAUUAUUUCCUUAUGGUUGUCCAAGACAUUAAGGCCGAGAGCAGUAUAAGGACACUGUAUACAGACUAUUAUAUUAACUUACUAGCUUCCCAUAGUGGUGCUUUUGAAGAUAUUGCUGAUGAUAAUGAACUGCUCGAAAACAAAAGGAAAGAACCUGUAAAGCUCGUCAGUGAGGAGGAUGAAUUUAAGAAGGAAAUAUGCUCAUCAGCUGGUGGAAAACCUCAGUAUAGUCUUGCGAAGCAAGAACAUGCCUUUGCAGGAGCAUUGGCUGGCAUAUUUGUUAGUCUUUGUCUACAUCCUGUUGAUACAGUUAAGACCGUUAUUCAAUCUUGCCGCGCAGAACAGAAGUCUGUCUGCUACAUUGGGAAAUCAAUUGUUUCAGAUAGAGGUUUAUUUGGACUUUACCGUGGAAUUGCUACCAAUGUUGCAUCUUCAGCUCCAAUUUCUGCCAUCUACACGUUCACAUAUGAAUCCAUUAAAGGAACUUUGCUUCCGCUCUUCCCCAAAGAAUAUUACCCUCUAGCUCACUGUGUGGCAGGUGGUUGUGCAAGCAUCGCUACUUCUUUUGUUUUUACUCCUAGUGAGCGUAUAAAGCAGCAGAUGCAAGUUGGUUCACACUAUAACAACUGCUGGAAUGCAAUGGUUGGAAUUAUUAGAAAGGGAGGUUUGCCUUCAUUGUAUGCUGGAUGGGGAGCGGUACUCUGUAGAAAUGUUCCACACUCGAUUAUCAAGUUCUACACCUACGAAAGCUUGAAGCAAUUGAUGUCAUUUAGUGCUCAGCCCAACCCAAUUCAAACGCUAGUUUGUGGAGGACUAGCUGGAUCCACUGCUGCUUUAUUCACAACUCCUUUUGAUGUGGUGAAGACAAGACUUCAGACACAGAUUCCUGGAUCCAUGAGACAAUAUAACAGUGUGAUUCAUGCCCUUCAAGAAAUAGGGAAGAAUGAAGGUUUGAGGGGCCUCUACAGGGGAUUGACCCCAAGAUUGGUCAUGUAUAUGUCUCAAGGAGCACUCUUCUUUGCAUCAUAUGAAUUUUUCAAGAGAGUAUUUUCUUUGGAGAUUCCACAAUCCAACAGAGAAAGAAUCCAAAGCCAACGAAGCACGAAAGAUGAUCUAUUAUUACCAUCAUCCUGCGUGACAACAUCCUUAAAAACAUCAUCAUUAUCCUCUACGUCAGCAUCACCAGGCUGCAUGCAUCAUAGUUGAUCUUUAACAGGGGCAAAACCGAAACGUGGAAACCAGUAGUUGAGCAAUUAGUUGGAAAAUUUUGUUUGAUGUGAAAAUAUUUUGUGGGUAAAGGGUGUACAACUGAUGGUAGAUUGAGAGUAUAUCAGCCAACUGUAUAUCACUGGUGUUGUUUGUUAUACAAGAGCGGUUUGAAAAGAAGGUUCUAAUUUGCAGGAAAUAGAGUUGUAGAGAACUUAAAAUUAAUGUUCGAUAUUGUAUAGAACUUCAUUCUUUUUGACCGUCAUAUGGGGAAUAAAAAUCACUAUUUGGCUUGGUACA